This is a messenger RNA of Rangifer tarandus platyrhynchus (Svalbard reindeer), 390 nucleotides long. Lineage: Eukaryota; Metazoa; Chordata; Mammalia; Artiodactyla; Cervidae. The record is from the annotation of a GenBank genome assembly.
AUGUGGGAUCCUCCCAGCCCAGGGAUCGAGCCCAUGCCCCCUGCGCCGGCAGGCAGACUGUCAACCCCUGGAUUGCCGGGAAGUCCCAGAGCUGACCCGCCUCUAAUGGUGGAAGGCUCCCAGCAGUUGAGGGUACAAGGACAAGCCUCAGAGGCUGAUGCCUGGGUGACACCAGAUGGAACCAGCCCAAGCUCUCCCCCUGUUUCCAGUGGGAUGAAAGCUCAAACAGAAACGGGCAGGGAACAGCCAGAGUACAGAGGAAGUGAUUCAUUCUUCCAGGUCUUCCUGGGCAGGAAGCGAGUGGGAGGAAGAGGGUCAGGGAAGGCUGCAGAAGAGGUGACAUUUGAACUGGGUGUGGGUGCUUCACUUCUGAAAAUCAGCCACCAGUAG